UUUAUUUUUAUCCCCAUAUAAUAUCGUGGCUGAACUCCCAGUAGACAUUCCUCAAUCUUCAAUGUCGACAUCUACUCUAUCGCCAGCGUUAUGGCUGUAAAAAUUGAAAAUUGAAAACGAGCAACGAUUUAAUUAUUCACGCAAUGAGCCAGCGUUUUCAACGGACAAAAGAAGAAGAGGAACUCAAUAUCUGUGGCGACGAGUGAAAAUGGAACUCGUGUGGUCAGACCGUAAACGUCAUGUGUCGAUCACUCUUCACUACUCAUCAUUGGAAAUCGAUCGUCUGUCAGCAUCGGCAAUCUUCGAGAGUGAUCGAGUGCAUAAUUUAGUACACUCGAACACUAAGAAUACAAGUACUACAAUGGGUAUCGAUCCACAUAUUACCAGUGCUGAUUGGCCGUCCUCGUUUUACAAUAGUUUCAACCCCAAUAAAAAAAACGUACAAAUGAUGCAGACGUUCAGUCGAUUCAUCAUUCAUUCUACCCCUCAUCAGUGCCGAGUGUCUUUAAUAUUUCGGUGUCAAUCUUCAAAGUUUCUCAUAUCGAAUGCGCACAAGGAAUCGCCAUCUCAGUGAUUAACUUGAGAAUAAUCAGAUUUAAUAAUUUUUUAAUACUCGCUCAUAUCAAUUAAAAAUGUCCGGAGAUGUGCCGCCCUCUCAAAUGCCUUUGGAUACAAAAUGGAAACACGUUCCAACGACAGUUUAUGAUCAGAACUAUGGAUUUGGCAUAAAUUAUUAUCAACCGAUGAUCGAUUACAUCGAUCAAAAGGAACAGAAAAUUGUGAAGAAUCCACAAUUACCGGAAUUGCCCUGGUCGGAUGGACGAUUUCUCUGGGAAAAAAAAAGAAUUUUACCGUACAGUACUGAGGAACUCAGGAGAUAUGCUUUUGGAGCUGAAGAACAAGCGAAGGAACAUUUAUCGCACUUUAAGAUAGCAAAACGCUCGGACUUUAGCCUGAAGAAGGCAGUGGAAGCGACACACGUAGCGAGAGACAUUGAAUCCGGAGUAGAGGCAGCUGUUAAAAUACGAGAACAGACUAUUCCCCUGGACGCAUCAAUGGCUGAUCUCAGUGUUCAAGCAGUUAGAAAUUUUCAGAGGAUAAAACAUGUGCAGGAGGCAUUGGAUCAUGCUAAAAGUCUCAGAGGAAAAUCUGCUAAAGCUAUUGAAUAUGAAUUGAAAACUGAGAGUAUGAAGAAUCUGUCCAAUACAACGGAAAUUUCGGAUAUCAGAAAGUAUCAGAGACAGACCAUGCAGGCACUGUGGGAUGAGCGGGACCAUGUGAGAAUGAUGGAGGAUAGGAGUAGACUGCUACAGGAGGAAGAUGCGAGACUUACUCAACCUCUUGACGAGCUUCAGCACGAUCUUAAGGCACUUGAGAUCAAAUCCAGCACCUAUUUCAUUGAUAAGAGGUAGUUCUAUUAUUGCAUGAGGUAUUCCAUAUUAAACGAGUCAACGAUUGACAUUAGCCCUUUUGAAAAUGAAAUUUGAACUAUCAUGAUGGUAAAAUAAAGUAUAAGCAUUGGCGAUCUUUCUUUAAAAAUCUUUAAAUAUUACUUUUGUUCAUGAAU
Molecule: messenger RNA, 1567 nt
Organism: Diachasmimorpha longicaudata
Lineage: Eukaryota; Metazoa; Arthropoda; Insecta; Hymenoptera; Braconidae
Product: paramyosin, short form-like
Exons: 2
Coding region: 633-1412 (259 amino acids)
Source: RefSeq, a predicted model, not a curated record